This is a messenger RNA of Austrofundulus limnaeus, 2100 nucleotides long. RefSeq names its product homeobox protein Hox-D4b. The transcript is spliced from 2 exons. Gene Ontology annotation, cellular component: nucleus; nucleoplasm. Gene Ontology annotation, biological process: positive regulation of transcription by RNA polymerase II; embryonic skeletal system morphogenesis; anterior/posterior pattern specification. The coding region runs from base 362 to 1120 and encodes 252 amino acids. Lineage: Eukaryota; Metazoa; Chordata; Actinopteri; Cyprinodontiformes; Rivulidae. The record is from RefSeq and is a predicted model, not a curated record. Gene Ontology annotation, molecular function: DNA-binding transcription factor activity, RNA polymerase II-specific; RNA polymerase II cis-regulatory region sequence-specific DNA binding.
AGAUAGAUAGAUAGAUAGAUAGAUAGAUAGAUAGAUAGAUAGAUAGAUAGAUAGAUAGAUAGAUAGAUAGAUAGAAGGCUGUUUCUCAGGGUGCACAAACGUGGUCAUUUUCUCAGACAGCACAUCUUCAUUAGCCUUCGGAUGAACAUUUUUUUUCCUCCAAAUUAUCCCAUUACGUCUGACAUAAACAAUCCAAAGUGCCGCCUCCCAUUGGCUGGCCGCAGGGUCAUGUGACCCCCGCGGCCGUCCGUCUAUUUGACAGCCGCAGGAUGGCUUGAUGCCAGAGGGGGGAAAGAGAGACGGAGAGAGGGGAUAGAAAGAAAAAUUAGUAUUCUCCUACCAGCCUCACUAUAAAUCAAUCAUGGAGUCCUACGUGGUGAGCUGUAUAUAUGCUGAGCCGCAGUUCCCGCCUUGUGAAGAAGAUUACAGUAAUUUUACUGACCAAGGGGGGUAUUACAGCAGCCCCCAGGAUAGUGGUAGUUACGGAGGGGGCUAUCAGCCAAUGCAGCCCCCUCUGUCUGCGUACGCAUCACAACAAACCGGCUACCAACCCUCUGUGCAGGGCCACCAGCGCGAGGAUGGAGAGGACCAGUCGCAGCAUCAGAGCGCCGACUACCCCGGGUUCAGGGAGGCGGAGGCGCCCGGGAAGGAGAGGUUUCCGGCGGGGGAGCUGGGCUGCCACCAGGCCUGGAUGACCUGCAGCGCGAAGCCCGCUCAGGUGCAGAGGAAGGCGGCCUGCCUGGGCAAAGACAAGCCGCCCAUUGUUGUCUACCCCUGGAUGAAGAAAGUGCACGUUGCGCAUGUCAAUCCGAACCACGUGGGCCCGGAGCCGAAGCGCCUGCGGACGGCCUACACGCGCCAGCAGGUCCUGGAGCUGGAGAAGGAGUUCCACUUCAGCCGCUACCUCACGCGCCGCCGCCGGGUCGAGGUGGCCCACGCGCUCUGCCUGUCCGAGCGGCAGGUGAAGGUGUGGUUCCAGAACCGGCGCAUGCGCUGGAAGAAAGACAACAAGCUGCCGAACACCAAAGGCAGGAGCAAAAACAAGAAAGCGACGGACAACAACAACAACAACAACAGCAGCAGCAGCAGCGACACGGCGAAGGAGGCGAUAAGUGUCUAAAAAAAAAUGAACAAAAACUAUUGGGAGCAGAAAAUGGCCGCCAAAGUCAAAUUGACUUCAAAACUGAGGUUGCGGGUUAAGAUGGCCGCAGCCCUGAAGCAAAUUGUAAUGCUUUCAAAUUCAAGCUUUUUGAAUCCUUUCACGUAUUGUUCAUUAUGCUUUUAUUUUUGAAGGAUUCCAGACGCUCUUUACAGGUUGAAUCGGAGGCUGCAUCAAUUUCCGGUCUCAUCUUUAAUUAAUCCAUGAAUGUAUUGCAGGUUUUGGUAACCUCACAGUCAGACUGUCAGCUCUCUGGUACAAAAACAAACAUUCAACAUGGCACUGUUUGUUUAAAAAAAAGGAGAGAGAGAGAGAGAGACGUGUGUUUUUGGAGAAAACAGGGUUUUAUUUCUACAGGGUAAACAUAUAUUACAGGGUUUUGUACCUAAAAACUAGACUAAUUUAUGAAUAUGCACGUUACCAAAAUGUUCCACAAACUGGCGCUUAGAAGAAGCAGCAGAAAGACCAAACGGCGCAGCCUCACGUGAAGAAUAAAUAGUUCGAUAAAUGUUUAAACAUUUUGUAGGAAAGUAGCCAUAUUGUGCGUUUUUUAACGUUCUUAAAAUUGAGGUUGAUUCAUUUGUAGGCACGGUUAUAUAUUUUAAAAAACAGCCAAAUUAGGAACAGAAAAAUGCACAAUAUUCAGAUGAUUGUCUCAGGGUUACAGGGUUUUUAUGAGAAACAUUUCCUCAAAUGUUUGGUUUUGGUUAAUUAGCUUUUUAUGUUUAUGUUGCAUAAAAAAUGUUUAAAUUCCAGUUUAAUAUGCUAUUCAAGCCUUCAUUACAGUACUUAUUUUGUAUUAUUUAGAAGCAUAUUUUAUUCAACUCUGUUUUUGUAUUAUAUAUAUGUGUGUUCACUUUCUUAAAAGGACAAAACUACUUUUUGGUAAAUGUUUUGAUAAUUAGUGUGGGAAAAGAAUAAAACCGUUUUAAACAAUAAAA